This is a messenger RNA of Plectropomus leopardus (leopard coralgrouper), 3245 nucleotides long. NCBI's taxonomy places the organism in Eukaryota, Metazoa, Chordata, Actinopteri, Perciformes, Serranidae. The record is from RefSeq and is a predicted model, not a curated record.
CACCCGCUGGGGGAGGAGAGUCUAGAUGGACGUAUAGAUAGGCCAAAUAAAUAAACAAACGACAGGACGGAGGGGAGGAGGGAGAAGGAGAGAAAAAGGAAAUUCCCUUCUUCACGAGCAUCUUGCGCUGCGCAGUGCUGGCGACACCACCGGGGAGCGGUGCGCAUUUUUCUGUCGAUCUGAGGAGAGGAGUCACAUCUCUGAGGAGAAACGCACAGAAACACCGCAAUCUGGAGGAAACUGCGGGUUAUUCUUUUAUCUUGAACGCUUCUUUUUUUUUUAAUGCGAGAGGAGACACAGCCAAACCCGAUGCCCCCUCCAAACGGGAUAUUUGACCGACCUAUGGAGUGUUGAUUUAAGAUUUUUAUUCCGUCUUUGGACACGCAGAGGAGCGUCGCUUGCACCGCAUUUUUUGCCCCACGGGUCUAUUUUUGCGUGAAAUUGCUGCGGGGUGAGAAAAUAGCUUUCAUUGCCAGUUGAGUGUUACAUAACCGAGUGGCAUUAGCUGUCCAAGGUGCUGAACUGAACGGUCGGAGCCUAUAACGGGACGAGCCGAGGGGGAAUUCACAACCUUGCAAGGUCACAGGCCUACCAGUCGGGGGAAGAGGAAAGCGAAGGGAUCCGGGAAGCAGCCGGGUGCUAUUCCUACAUUUUCUGUCACCGUGGUGAAAUACAUUCCUGAGGUGGUCGAUUCAACGGAGAGAAAAUGUCGGGGCAAACGCUCACGGAUCGCAUCGCCGCUGCGCAAUACCAGCUAACGGGAUCAGAUAUGGCCCGGGCUGUCUGCAAAGCCACCACUCAUGAAGUGAUGGCGCCCAAGAAAAAGCACCUGGAGUACCUGGUGUCAGCCACCAACACCACCAAUGUGAAUAUCCCUCAGAUGGCUGACACGCUGUUUGAGCGAGCCACCAACGCCAGCUGGGUGGUCGUCUUCAAGGCCCUUGUCACCUGUCAUCACAUGUGUGUCCAUGGCAACGAGAGGUUCAUUCAGUACUUGGCUUCCAGGACCUCCCUGUUCAACCUCAGCAAUUUUAUCGACAAAACCGGCUCUCACGGCUAUGACAUGUCUACAUUCAUCAGACGGUAUGGACGAUACCUGAACGAGAAAGCCUUCGCCUACCGCCAGAUGGCUUUUGAUUUCACCAGAGUCAAGAAGGGUGCUGACGGCGUGAUGAGAACCAUGACCACUGAGAAGCUGUUGAAAGGCAUGCCUGUUCUGCAGACUCAGAUUGACACACUCCUGGAGUUCGAUGUUCAUCCCAAGGAGCUCAACAAUGGGAUCAUCAACGCUGCAUUCAUGCUUCUCUUCAAGGACCUUGUCAAACUGUUUGCGUCCUACAAUGAUGGAAUCAUCAACCUAUUAGAGAAAUACUUUAAGAUGAAGAAGAGUGACUGUAAGGAGGCCUUGGAGAUCUACAAGAGGUUCCUGACCAGAGUGACAAAGAUUGGAGAGUUCAUGAAGCUGGCUGAGACAGUUGGAGUUGACAAAAACGACAUUCCUGACAUCAACUACGCUCCCAGCAGUAUCCUGGAGAGUCUGGAAACACACAUGAACGGUCUGGAGGAUGUGAAGGGUGGAAAGAAGGGUGAAGGGUCUCCAACAAAGGGGUCUCCGACAAACAAUGUGUCUCCAACAUCAACUCCUGCCAAGUCUUCAAACGCUGUUCCUGCAUUGCAGCCUCCUCCUGGGGAGACAGCUGCUGCUGCUGCUGCUCCUGAGCCAGCUGAAGAUUCCUUGUUGGACCUGGAUCCGCUGUCCUCCUCAGGUCCCUCAGCACCAUCAGCUGCCCCCACGUCUUGGGGAGAUCUUCUUGGAUCAGAAAUGGGCGAUUCCUUGCUAUCUGAACCCACCCUCACGGCAGAGCCCGCCCCCUCCCCUGCAGCAGCAACGCCCACUCCUGCAGCGGCAGAACCCGGAGUCUCUCUAGCUCCUCCCACUAGCACAGCAGCCGCCACCUCCCCUGGCGCCGCCAAUAUGGAUCUGUUGGGAGAUGCCUUUGCAACACCUGCUCCUGCCACUGAGGCCUCUGCAGCAGCAGCUGAAGGUGGGGCCGCUGCCACGUCCGCCCCAGCCGCCAACGCUGGAGCUGACCCCUUUGCUGCCUCGGAUGGCGGCACCAGCGCAGCGCCUUCAGGUCUAGAUCUUUUCAGCAUGAUGACAGCAGAGAAUGAUAACCCGGGCAGUUCGCUGGAUGCCUGUUUUACCUCUGUGGUGCCCCAGCCCUCCCCCUCCCCUUCCCCUUCACCGCUCUUCACCUCCAGCACCAUCACCACCACUGCAACCAUUUCAGCUCCCAUAGCUCCCAGCACCGCCAACCCUGCGACUGACCUUUUCAGCGAUCUCUUUGAUUCCAUGCCAGACACGAGCUUCACCAAAGCCGACCCCGCGCCCAGUGUUGACUUGUUUACAGCAGCGGAUGUGUUCAGCUCCCCUGCCCCUAUCCUCUCCUCCGCACCCCCACCCAAAAUUGACACGGGAGCCAUCAUGAACCUGUUUGGUGAGUCCACAGGAGGAGAUGCCACAGCCGCUGCUGCUCCUGCUGCCCCCGGUGCUGAGCUCAUGUCAGUAUUUGAUGGACUAGGGGAUGUAAUGAAGCCCACUUUGACCCCUCAGGGGGGAGAUGUUGACACCUCCAUGGCUAACAUGGCAAGUAACCUCACAAUGGGAUCCGCAGCGGCACCUCAGGUAGCUCCCCCCUGUUGGGGUGCUCCCAUGACCGUACCCAUGGGUGUUCCUCCUUUUAUGGGGACUCACCCCAGCUUCAGCAUGCCCGGGGCACCGGGAGCUCCCAUGAUGCCCAUGGUGAGGCCAGGCUUCCCUGCCACCGGAGCGACCCCUGGAGCACCGAUGUCUCCUGGAGCAGCCCAGAGCCCCAGAAAGCCUCCACCACCGAGGAACGCUCUGGAUGACCUCAACAUUAAGGACUUUAUGUAGACUGACUGGCCUGAAAACCCCCAAGGUUCGUCAUUGUGUCUGGAGCUCUGUGGAUGUGGAUGUCUGCACUCCCCCCACUGCCUUCCCCUCAGUCACACCCAAACCCCUUCAGCCAACCAGCCAUUACAUCUGCGUUCUCUGCCCUCUGACCUCCGCGACCCCUAAAAUUAAACCUGCCCUCCUUAUCUAAUGUUGUAGCACAACUGUGAAUGUGAACCCUAGAUACAGAAACUCCGUUUAUGUGUGUGUGGGUGUGCGUGUAAUUCAGUGUUAACCUUUACUUAAUAUACUACGGAAAAACGAACAAAAA